CCACAUUUUCCCUCCUACAUAUUUCAGUCCUUCACAAUGCGUCAUCUUCAUUUCGAACCUGAGCUCGAGCACGAACUCGAGACAUGGCCGUCUGCUUCCACCCGCAUAGCCUCGAGGAGGACUCGGUGAUCCUCUUCUCCACUUCGAAUUCGCCCGAGGAGUCCACGAGCCCAUCCUCUUCGUUCUACCACUCGCCUCCUCCUCCUCCUCCUCCUCCUCCUCCCUUGACGCCAACUCCCCACCCGUCGAGGCCGCUGCAGGAAAUGAUCGUGAGGAACCUCUCUUACAGCGUUAGGCCCGACGGGCCUUUGGUCCCUUCAUUCUGCCCCCUGGUGCGGAAGCCUGAAAAAAUUCGCAUAGUGAAGUCCGUCUCUUUCACGGCAAGGAGCUCGGAGAUGCUCGCAGUAGUGGGCCCGAGCGGGGCCGGGAAGUCCACUCUCAUCCGAGUGAUAGCAGGACGGGUCAAGGACCAUGGUUUCGACCCGAAGUGCAUCACCAUCAACUAUCGCCAGAUGACUGGUCCGUCUCAGUUGAGGAAGAUAUGUGGAUUUGUGGCUCAGGAAGAUAACCUACUUCCUCUACUUACAGUGAAAGAGACGUUGAUGUACGGCGCGAAGUUUCGGCUCAGGGGGUUGAGUCGACGGGAGAGGGAAGAGAAGGUCGAGAGCCUAAUACAAGAACUCGGGCUAGUCCAUGCAGCAGACACUUACAUCGGGGAUGAAGAGAACAGAGGGAUUUCUGGCGGAGAAAGGAAGAGGGUCUCCAUCGGACUGGACAUCAUUCAUGACCCUCCGAUACUUCUCCUCGACGAGCCUACCUCUGGCCUAGACAGCAAGUCAGCCCUCCAGGUGAUCGAGCUUCUCUCCUCUAUGGCAAAAACCAAGCACCGGACUAUAAUAAUCUCCAUCCACCAGCCGAGCUAUCGGAUACUCAGGUACAUCACCAACUACCUAAUACUGUUCUGUGGCUCGGUGGUCCAUAACGGGACCCUCCAGUCGCUCGAGGAGACCAUAAACAAGCUUGGGUACGAAGUCCCCCCGCAGCUCAACGCUCUUGAAUUCGCCAUGGAGAUCUUACCUGAGCUUGAGGAAUUGUAUAAGAGCAACAAUUACUCCACUGCCUUGGGACACAAGGAAGCAUUCUCUUACCCGAUGUGGCCCGAGUCAGAUAUUGCCAAUACCGUGCGAGAGCGUUCCUACUUUAUUGAUGCGUCAGAGAUCGGAUUCCUCUGCUCAAGAUUCUGGAAGGUGAUCUACCGGACGAAACAACUUCUACUGGCCCGAACGAUGCAAGCCAUUGUUGGAGGGUUUGGGCUUGGGAGCGUUUACAUUAAAGUGCGGAAGAGCGAAGGAGGCGUUGCAGAGAGAUUGGGCCUAUUUGCAUUUAGUCUCAGCUUUUUACUAUCUUCGACGGUCGAGGCGCUCCCGAUUUACCUCCAAGAGAGGAGAGUCCUAAUGAAGGAGUCGUCAAGGGGGGCUUACAAGAUCUCCUCCUACAUGAUAGCAAACACGAUUGUGUUCCUCCCCUUCCUAUUCGCGGUAGCCUUGCUAUUCUCUGUGCCUGUUUACUGGAUCGUGGGGCUAAACCCAUCAUUCAUGGCCUUUGCCUUCUUUGCUUUCGUGGUCUGGGUCAUUGUCCUAAUGGCAAGCUCCCUAGUGCUCUUCCUGAGUGCGGUGUCCCCCGAUUUUAUCUCCGGGAACUCCCUGAUUUGCACGGUUUUAGGGGCGUUCUUCCUUUUCUCCGGGUACUUCAUCCCGAAGGAGAGCAUCCCCAAGUACUGGCUCUUCAUGUACUACGUCUCUUUGUAUCGGUACCCGCUCGACACAUUGCUCACGAAUGAGUAUUGGAGCGCAAGGGGGCAUUGCUUCUCAUGGGACAGGCAGGACGCCUCCCGUUGUCUGCUGACGGGGCAGGACGUGCUGAGGAGCAGAGGGCUCGACAGGGACAUGAGAUGGGCGAACGUCGGGAUCAUGCUGGGGUUUUUCGUGCUGUAUCGGGUGCUCUGCUGGUUCAUUCUCGUCCGGAGGGCCUCGAAGACAACCAUCUGAUCCAGCGAUCCGAAACCUUAACCUCCUCCUAGACCACUGAUGAUGAUAUGAUAGGAAUUACAGCAGAAACAGUACCGUCCCUCGAGUCGUUUCCCAUACAUCCUCGCAUAUAUAAAUUACAUUAGCUGAGCUCAGUUGGCUGCACAUAACUUAAUAUGGCAUCAACUAGAAGAUUUCCGAUCCCGAAAAUCCCGAGCAUGGGGACCAAACAUGAUAUUACAGAAGAUGUUCAUGUCUAUAAUUGUGAAGAAAACUACGUCAUGGCUAAAUAAAAGCGGUAUUCUCGAUC
This is a messenger RNA of Punica granatum (pomegranate), 2337 nucleotides long. Lineage: Eukaryota; Viridiplantae; Streptophyta; Magnoliopsida; Myrtales; Lythraceae. The record is from RefSeq and is a predicted model, not a curated record.